CUGCCACUCAAACCUUCUACAACUAGCUGUAUCAGACAGACUGAACCUCGAGGAGCUUUUGACGCAGUUUUUUUUUUUAAUUGCCGGGUUCUAAAUGAAGCUGUUGGUGGAGGGAGCACGCGCAGAGCGGAAGUUGUGUGACGAAUAAGCGGAGCGGUUCUUGUUUUCCCACGGAACAGAGAAGGAGUUGGCAUCUUUCAUUUAAUCUGCACUUCAUCACACAGGUGCCAUGAGCAGCGAGUUGAACGUGCCUGUGGGCUCUCCCGCUCCAGGAGUGUCGGGGGACGGCGCUCUGGACACUGGAGGAAUGGACUAUAGGGACUGGGUGCGGCGCAGUUACCUGGAACUGGUCAGCUCUAACCACCAUUCAGUGCAAGCGCUCUCCUGGAGGAAACUCUACCUCAGUCGUGCGAAGCUGAAGGCCUCCAGCAGAACGUCCGCUCUGCUCUCUGGCUUUGCAAUGGUCGCCAUGGUGGAGGUGGAGCUGAAGGAGCAGUAUAAUUACCCCAGAGAGCUCAUCAUUGCCUUUAGUGUCUGCACCACGGUUCUGGUGGCCGUGCACCUCUUCGCCCUGCUGAUCAGCACCUGCAUCCUUCCCAACGUGGAAGCCGUCAGCAACAUCCACAACCUGAACUCCGUCAGCGAGUCGCCGCAUGAGCGCAUGCACCACUAUAUAGAGCUGGCGUGGGGCUUCUCCACAGCCCUGGGCAUCCUGCUGUUCCUAGCGGAGGUGGUGCUCCUCUGCUGGGUCAAGUUCCUGCCCGUAGACUCUGGCAAAGAGAGAAAAAAGCCCUCCCCGGGGGCGACAACGCCCAGCACAGUGGGGCCCACCGACAGCGGCUGGCACGCCGCGCUGGCCUCCACCAUCAUUAUGGUCCCUGUCGCCGUGAUUUUUGUGGUCUUCGCUGUUCACUUCUAUCGCACUUUAGUCCGUCACAAGACUGAUCGCCACCAUCAGGAGAUCGAAGAACUACACAAGAUAAAGGUCCAGCUAGACGGGCAGGAGAGAGGCCUUCAGAGUGUGUGACCGCCGCUUCCACCACUUCCUCCCACGUUCUCAUCCAGCCGUCUGGCUUCUCUACCCUAACGGGCUUGACGGUUUGGUGAAAAACCGAUGCAUGUCUUACUGCUUAUUUAUUGAACCGUGCAGCCACUUGGUCUUUGGGCCUAUUUGACAGUGUGGCAACGUUUACCGAAAGAAGGGCUGUUGGGUUCCGUUUACUUUUUCCAUUUGUGAAGACAUCCAGAACUUUGUUUUCAAACGAUGUUUUCACUUAAGGCCUUCGUCACAACUUCCCUUAACAGGUGGACACGGGCAGUAAGGACACCGUACAUCAGCACCACCUCUACGUCAUGUCAUAAGUGCGUAUGACUCACGUUAUCCGUACAAAUACGUUGCGAUAAACUUUCCAUACACACGACCAUCGAAUGUGGCCGUAGAAACCUUUAAGGUGCAGCCGCUCCUCUCGUCGGCCCAAAAACCCACAGAAAUGCAGGUCAACCCCUAUAUGGGGGCAUGUGACUAAGGCUUUAGUGGUUAACCAGUAUCUUUGUAGGGUCUGUACCUCUUCAUUUAUUGGAUGAUGGUCAAUAAACCUUGUGCCAUCUUUUUCUCCCAACAUUAACGUGCCUCCGAGGCACGUUAACGUUGGGAGCGGGGUCAUCUGGACCCCACAAGAUGGCACAAGGGAUAAUGGAGAGCUAUUUUUACUUAGGUAGUUUUUUUUCCGCAGAUUAGGAAAAAGGUUAAGGAGAGGCAAAGAAAAACAACAACCAGCUGUUUGAAUAUGAGUUAUCAUGUCUGGGGUCACGAGUUUAUCUGACUAAACCUUUUUUUAUAUUUAAGCAAUAGCAGCAAUAGAAGCUGAGCCAAAACCAUCACCUGAUACGACUUUAACAAAUGGGAAAUCAUAAGAUGUUGAUCAAUUAACUUGGUGUAACCUACUGGAUGAGCAGCAUUCAUCUUAAGUUUAGCGUGAUUCUCAUCCCGCCGUCCUUUAGAGCUUCAGAUGGAGGUGAGAACUUUUAAAGACCCACACGGAUCAAAUUUGUACUUUUAACAUGUUCUUAUGGGAUUUUUCCUGAUGAUGUAUUAAGAAAAUUGGGCUCAAAACGUAAUUUCUGAGUAUUUUCUUUAUUCAAACUAUUGAAUCAGGAGCAGAUUUAAAAAAAGAAGCAAAAAAAAAAAGAGCUUUUUGACAAAGAGCUUUUUUGUGAUUCAGAAAAUACACUGGGCGUGCCACAGGCCCACUGCUCUGAACUGUCAGCAACAGGGAGGGGAAAGGGCCCCACUGCCAGCUUGGUCUUUUGCUGAAUUUCUGAAAAACUCCUGCCGCUCUGCAGAAACUAUGUCCUAGAAAAAGACAGUUUUUUUGAUUUUUGGCUCAAAACGGCGUACCGGUACUCACAAUUAAAAACCACCGUGAAUCAUUUGGAAAAAGAUCAAAAUAUGACCAGAGUGGGUCUUUAAAACAUAUUCAAUAUUUGAUUUAAAGGCUCAACAUAAAAUCGGCUGGAAACAGAAUGGAUUUGUGCAUGAAUGUUCUCACCUGUCCUGAAUGUUUCGUGUUUUAAAGUCUUACCCGCAAAGCGGUCAGUUUGCAUUAUUGUCGCAGCAUUUUUAUUGUGCUGUCUGUUACUUUGACUAUAGAAGCCUGUGCAAAAAAAAAA
This is a messenger RNA of Oryzias latipes (Japanese medaka), 2670 nucleotides long. RefSeq names its product ORAI calcium release-activated calcium modulator 2 (gene orai2). Gene Ontology annotation, biological process: store-operated calcium entry. Gene Ontology annotation, cellular component: membrane. Gene Ontology annotation, molecular function: store-operated calcium channel activity. The record is from RefSeq and is a predicted model, not a curated record. Lineage: Eukaryota; Metazoa; Chordata; Actinopteri; Beloniformes; Adrianichthyidae.